Messenger RNA from Staurois parvus, 987 nucleotides. The record is from the annotation of a GenBank genome assembly. Lineage: Eukaryota; Metazoa; Chordata; Amphibia; Anura; Ranidae.
AUGCAUCGGACGACCAGGAUCAAAAUCACGGAGCUGAACCCCCAUCUGAUGUGUGUUCUCUGCGGAGGAUACUUCAUAGACGCUACGACCAUCAUCGAGUGUCUUCAUUCUUUCUGUAAAACCUGCAUUGUGCAUUAUCUGGAGACCAGCAAGUAUUGCCCUAUUUGUGAUGUCCAGGUGCACAAGACCAGACCCCUGCUGAAUAUCAGGGCAGACAAAACCCUUCAAGACAUUGUGUACAAGCUGGUGCCAGGGCUUUUCAAAAAUGAAAUGAAACGUCGCAGAGACUUUUAUGCAGACAAUCCUACUGCAGCUGCGGCAAAUGGCUCCAAUGAGGACAGGGGGGAGGUAGCAGAUGAAGACAAAAGGAUCAUCACAGACGAUGAGAUUAUCAGUUUAUCCAUCGAGUUCUUUGACCAGACCCGGGUGGAUCGAAAAGGGAACAGAGACAAGGAUAAAUCGAAGGAGGAGGCCAAUGACAAGCGGUACCUGCGCUGUCCUGCUGCGAUGACUGUCAUGCAUCUGCGGAAGUUUCUGAGAAGUAAAAUGGAUAUUCCCAAUGCCUUCCAGAUCGAUGUGAUGUAUGAAGAGGAGCCCCUGAAAGACUAUUACACGUUAAUGGACAUCGCAUACAUCUACACGUGGAGGAGGAACGGGCCUCUUCCAUUGAAGUACCGCGUGAGACCUACCUGUAAAAGGAUGAAGAUCAGCCACCCUGCCGACAGAAUGAACAACAUCAGCGGCGACCUGGAAAGUGACUCUGGCAGCGACAAAGCCAGGAGCCCCGCAGGGGUGGUGCCUUCCACUUCCGCCUGCAUGCCAAACCCCAAUACCCAGGUCCAGUCGCCGCACCCCCAGUUCCCCCACAUCUCCACCACCAUUAAUGGGACCAGCUCCAAUCCCAGCACCAACCACCAGAACCCUUCAUUCAUCAACAGAGCCAGGAAAAUGUCCCUCAACUGUUCCUCUGCCACUUCAUCCGGGUGA